Molecule: messenger RNA, 821 nt
Organism: Triticum dicoccoides
Lineage: Eukaryota; Viridiplantae; Streptophyta; Magnoliopsida; Poales; Poaceae
Exons: 2
Coding region: 80-682 (200 amino acids)
Source: RefSeq, a predicted model, not a curated record
CAUAUAAUCCCAACCACGCCCCGUCCUUCUCAUCUCAUCAGAAUCCAGAGUCCGCACGCGAGAACUCACACCGACGGACAUGGGGAACUGCCAGGCGGCGGACGCGGCGGCCGUGGUGAUCCAGCACCCGGGCGACGGCAAGGUGGAGCGCCUCCACUGGCCGGCCACCGCGGCGGACGUCAUGCGCAGGAACCCCGGCCACUACGUCGCGCUCGUCCUCCUCCAUCACGUCUCUGCCGGCGGCGGCGUUGACCCAGACCCAGCAGUCGCCGGAGAAGGAGGAGGUGCCAGGAUAACCAAGGUGAAGCUCCUCAAGCCGAGGGACACGCUCCACCUCGGCCAGGUCUACCGCCUAAUCACCUCCCAAGAGGUGACCAAGGCCGUGCAGACGAGGAGGCAGGAGAGGACGCGCGGUUGCGACGAGGCGAUCGAGCAGGAGCGGCCGCGGCUGCACCGGCGCCGGCAGCCGCCGAGGCCGAGAGGCGACAACGCGGCCACUACAGAACAGAGGCAGCCCGCCGACCAUCAGCAACGGAAGCAGCCGGAGAAGGACCGGCACCACCGGAGCAUGGCGGCCGCCCGCGGGGGAGGCAGAAGCCGGCACUGGCGCCCGGCGCUGCAGAGCAUCACAGAGUCGUCGUCGAGCGGGCACGCCGAGUGCGAGGAUGUACCAUCUAAAUGAACCGGAAAUGGUAGGAGGAGCUAGGAACGUGUACAUUUCGCGAGAGGAGCGGCAAGGCGUCGUCGCCAGAGAGUUGCCCUUUCGUUGUAGCCAUGGAACACUGCCCUGAACGUGCGUGAAAAACUGAAAAUACGUCCAC